Messenger RNA from Phyllostomus hastatus (greater spear-nosed bat), 1121 nucleotides. It is a transcript of the gene PCSK1N, whose product is annotated as proprotein convertase subtilisin/kexin type 1 inhibitor. Gene Ontology annotation, biological process: negative regulation of endopeptidase activity. The transcript has 3 exons. The record is from RefSeq and is a predicted model, not a curated record. Gene Ontology annotation, molecular function: endopeptidase inhibitor activity. The coding region runs from base 114 to 893 and encodes 259 amino acids. NCBI's taxonomy places the organism in Eukaryota, Metazoa, Chordata, Mammalia, Chiroptera, Phyllostomidae.
AAGGGGCCCGGGAGUGCGCAGCCGCGCAGAGCACCGCAGCCUGGCCCUGUAGCUCAGGCUCUGCGCAUUUGCCAGCCAGUCCGCCUGCCCGGAGCCCGGCUCGCGAGGGCAGCAUGGCGGGAUCGCCACUGCUCGGCGGGCCGAGGGCCGGGGGCGUCGGCCUUUUGAUGCUGCUCCUGUUAGGAUUACUUCGGCCUCCCGUGGCUGUCUGCGCACGGCCGGUAAAGGAGCCCCGACACCUGGGCGCAGCCUCGCCGCCCUUGGGGGAGGCUGGCGCUCCCCGCCGCUUUCGGCGGGCAGCGGCCCGGGGCGAGGCAGUGGAGGUCGUGCAGGAGCUGGCGCGGGCGCUGGCGCACCUGCUGGAGGCCGAACGGCAGGAGCGAGCGCGUGCCGAGGCGCAGGAGGCCGAGGAUCAGCAGGCACGAGUACUGGCGCAGCUCUUGCGCGUCUGGGGCGCUUCUCGCACUACCGACCUGGCCCCGGCCCUGGAGGACGAUCCUGACGCGCCCGCUGCGCAGUUGGCCCGCGCCCUGCUCCGCGCCCGCCUGGAUCCUGCAGCCCUCGCAGCACAGCUGGUUCCCGCCCCUGUCCCCGCCACUGCACUCCGACCCAGGCCCCCAAUCUAUGACGAUGGUCCAGUGGGCUCCGAGGCCGAGGAUGCCGGUGACGACACACCAGAUGUGGACCCCGAACUGCUAAGGUACUUGUUGGGUCGGAUCCUUACGGGAAGCGCGGAUUCAGAGUCUGUGGUUGCCCAGCGCCGCCGCCUCCGCCGCGCCGCCGACCAGGAUCUGGGUCCUGAUGUACCCCCUGAGGGUGUGCUGGGGGCCCUGCUGCGCGUGAAACGCCUGGAGACCCCCGCACCCCCAGCACGCCGCCUCUUGCCUCCCUGAGCACCGGCGGGAUCCUGCGCGCCCUUGGGUCCGGAGCCGCCCCUCCCCCACCACCCCGACUGCUCUUCGCCGGCAAGACUGUGCCCCCGCCGGCGAGGGCCCAUUGUCGCCCCUCUCCUGACACCCCCGCUGCUCUUGGUCGGCACGUCCCCACCAGCCUCAGUUGCUGCCCUAGGAACUCCCCAAGAUCCCAACCCCUGGCCCCACAAUAAAUGUUCUGAAGCAGCU